CGGUCCUCGACGGCUGCGUGGAGGCGCCCUGCCCGCCCCGGAUGGGCAUCGUGGAGCCCGGCUGUCGAGACAUGCUGACCGGCACCGAACCGAUGCCGACGAGUGAUGAGGGCCGGGGAUCCGGCGCGGACCAGCAGCAUCGCUACUUCUACCCGGAGCCCGGAGCGCAGGACGCGGCCGAUCGCCGCGGAGGUGGCAGCCUGGGGGCACCCUUCUCCGGGGGCGCCCUGGUGCCGGCUCCGCCGGGCCGCUUCCUCGGAGCCUAUGCCUACCCGCCCCGGGCCCAGGCGGCCGGCUUCCCCGGGUCAGGCGAGCCCUUCCCGCCGCCCGCUGGCACCGAGGGCUACCAGCCCGGAGAUGGCUACGCUGCCCCGGACCCCCGCGCGGGGCUCUACCCCGGGCCGCGCGAGGACUACGCGUUGCCCGCUGGACUGGAGGUGUCCGGGAAGCUGAGAGUCGCGCUCAACAACCACCUGUUGUGGUCCAAGUUCAACCAGCACCAGACGGAGAUGAUCAUCACCAAGCAGGGACGGCGAAUGUUCCCAUUCCUGUCAUUCACCGUGGCGGGGCUGGAGCCCACCAGCCAUUACAGGAUGUUUGUGGAUGUAGUCUUAGUGGACCAGCACCACUGGCGGUACCAGAGUGGCAAGUGGGUGCAGUGUGGAAAAGCAGAGGGCAGCAUGCCAGGAAACCGUCUGUACGUCCACCCAGAUUCGCCCAACACUGGAGCCCACUGGAUGCGCCAGGAAGUUUCAUUUGGGAAACUAAAGCUCACGAACAACAAGGGGGCCUCCAACAAUGUGACUCAGAUGAUCGUACUGCAGUCCCUCCAUAAGUACCAGCCCCGGCUGCACAUUGUGGAGGUGAAUGAUGGAGAGCCAGAAGCUGCCUGCAAUGCUUCUAACACGCACGUCUUUACUUUCCAAGAGACCCAGUUCAUUGCUGUGACUGCCUACCAGAAUGCGGAGAUCACUCAACUGAAAAUUGACAAUAAUCCCUUUGCCAAGGGAUUCCGGGAGAACUUUGAGUCCAUGUAUGCAUCUGUUGACACCAGUGUCCCCUCUCCACCUGGACCCAACUGUCAACUGCUUGGGGGGGACCCCUACUCGCCUCUUCUAUCCAACCAGUAUCCCGUUCCCAGCCGCUUCUACCCUGACCUUCCUGGCCAGCCCAAGGAUGUAGUCUCACAGCCUUACUGGCUGGGGACGCCACGGGAACAAAGUUACGAGGCCGAGCUCCGAGCAGUGAGCAUGAAGCCUGCAUUCCUGCCCUCUGCCCCUGGGCCCACUAUGUCCUACUACCGUGGCCAAGAAGUCCUGGCACCUGGGGCUGCCUGGCCUGUGUCUCCCCAGUACCCUCCUAAGAUGAGCCCAGCAGGCUGGUUCCGCCCCAUGCGAACUCUACCCAUGGAGCCUAGCCUGGGAGCCUCGGAUGGACGGGGGCCAGAGGAGCAGGGCUCCCCCUCGCUGUGGACUGAGGUCACCCCCCUCCGACCGGAGCCCAGCGACUCAGGACUAGGCGAAGGAGACUCUAAGAGAAGGCGGAUAUCCCCCUACCCUUCCAGUGGAGACAGCUCCUCUCCCGCUGGGGCCCCUUCUCCUUUUGAUAAGGAGGCGGAAGGCCAGUUUUAUAACUACUUUCCCAACUGAGCAGAUGCCUCUAGAUUGGAGGAUGCCAACUAACUUAGAAAACAGACAUAGGGCCGAGAAGCCUUGUGCUCCCGCCAUCCCUUCCCUGUGUAGUGAUUGGUUGGGGAAGAAGAGGGGCCAAGAAGGAUUCUGGGGUUCUCGUGUGGCUUCCUUGCCAGUAAGGAAAUGUGACAGGAGUGUCCCCUGCCCCUUCCUCUGCCUGAACUACAGUCAUGUACCUGGUGCUGCUUCUGAUGGAAGGUUCUGUGGAGAACAGAAUAGACUCAAGGAGGUCUUGGACCCAGAGGGCCUUCCUGGCUUCUGGUGGGGUGGGAGGGUCAGGGGAGAAGCCAGGAAUGGAGACCUGCUCUCUUCCCCUGUGGACUAACUUUCAAUGGUUCUGUUGCCUGUGUUAAUCUCUGACCUGAAAAUAAAGAUACACAGAUUUUUAUAACAGUCAGCCAACUAGAGUUGGGGAGAGGACCCUGGGUCCACCUACUAGGAAACAAGAGAGUGGGUGCAGAGGAAGGGGUGGGGGUGCAUUUCACCAAGCAAGGUCAUUUGUCAUGGUGUGCACACAUGCUUUUUUCCUUUUCUUUUUUAUUUUUAUUUUUUGGAUGGGGAGGCUAUUUAUUGUACAGAGAGUGGUGUCUGGA
Molecule: messenger RNA, 2284 nt
Organism: Nannospalax galili (Upper Galilee mountains blind mole rat)
Lineage: Eukaryota; Metazoa; Chordata; Mammalia; Rodentia; Spalacidae
Gene: Tbx21
Product: T-box transcription factor 21
Exons: 6
Coding region: 42-1649 (535 amino acids)
Biological process (GO): cell fate specification; regulation of transcription by RNA polymerase II; lymphocyte migration
Cellular component (GO): nucleus
Molecular function (GO): RNA polymerase II cis-regulatory region sequence-specific DNA binding; DNA-binding transcription factor activity, RNA polymerase II-specific
Source: RefSeq, a predicted model, not a curated record